Xenopus laevis (African clawed frog) is the source of this 2144-nucleotide messenger RNA. It is a transcript of the gene stxbp3.S, whose product is annotated as syntaxin binding protein 3 S homeolog. The transcript is spliced from 19 exons. Gene Ontology annotation, biological process: exocytosis; vesicle-mediated transport. The record is from RefSeq and is a predicted model, not a curated record. Bases 218 to 1972 code for a protein of 584 amino acids. Lineage: Eukaryota; Metazoa; Chordata; Amphibia; Anura; Pipidae. Gene Ontology annotation, cellular component: membrane; presynapse.
UCACCCAAAUGCAGCUUCCUAACUCCCUCCCACUGAGCUCCCGCCACACUACGGAAUCGUAAGUGAGUAACAAAGCAAUAUUUUGUUCCGCAGCUGUCACCAAUAAACUUUCCUCUGCUAAAACCUUCGCAGGCCAAUGGCUUCCGCGGGGCGGGGACUAAAGACCUGGGGGCGGCCCUAGGAACGGGACAGAGACCUCAGAUCCGUGGGAGGAAAUAUGGCGGCAGGCACGGAUUUUGGACUGAAGAGCACAGUGUGGCAGAAAAUAAAAACUGAAGUCUUGGAUGACUGUAGGAAAGGGGACGAAUGGAAGAUAUUGCUAUUAGAUCAUUUCACAACCAAAUUGCUAACAUCAUGCUGCAAGAUGACAGACUUGUUGAAAGAGGGUAUAACAGUGGUGGAGGACCUUUUUAAAAAACGGCAACCGGUUGAACACAUGAAAGCCAUUUACUUUAUAUAUCCUAAUGAAAAGUCUGUAGAUUGUUUGGUGAAUGACUUCAACAGUAAAUCUGCCAGCAAAUAUAAAGCUGCUUAUGUCUAUUUCAGUGAUGUUUGUCCUGACAACCUCUUCCACAAGCUGAAGUCCUGUCAUCCCAAGGCAAUAAAAAGGUGUAAGGAGAUCAACAUUUCAUUUUUCCCUCAGGAGUCACAGGUUUUCUUGCUCAAUGUCCCUAAAGCUUUUCACUUACUGUACAGUCCGGAUAAAGCCGUGAAUAAGGAAACUGCCAUGCAAACCAUUGCCCAGCAGAUAGUGACGUUGUGUGCGACUCUGGAGGAAAACCCUGGAGUGAGAUAUAAGAAGGAACCACUGGAUAAUGCAGAAGAACUGGCCAAUCUGGUGGAGGAACAACUUGUUCAGUAUUACAAAAUGGAUGAAAAAGACCAGUUUAAGGCUAAAACACAGUCACAGCUACUUAUAGUGGACAGAGGAUUUGAUCCAUUUUCUACUAUACUGCAUGAACUUACCUUUCAAGCCAUGAUCUAUGAUCUCCUGCCAAUCGAGAAUGACAUCUAUAAGUAUCAGACAGAAAGCGCUAUAGCAAAGGACAAAGAAGCACGAUUGGACGAGUCUGAUGAACUAUGGGUUAAAGUUCGUCACAAACACAUUGCUGUAGUACUGGAGGAAAUCCCCAAACUUGUCAAAGAAAUUUCAUCUAGCAAAAAAGAAACCGAAGGAAAUAUCUCCAUAAGUAAACUGGCUGAUAUCAUGAAAAAGAUGCCCCACAUCCGUAAGCAGAUAAGCAAACAAACCUUACACCUCAGUUUAGCUGAAGAUUGCAUGCAGAAGUUCCGAGGCAGGCUGGAGAAGUUAUGCAAAGCCGAGCAGGAUUUGGCACUGGGGAGUGAUGCAGAGGGGCAGAAAGUCAAAGAUCACAUGCGUGUUCUUCUUCCAAUUUUGAUAAACAACGACUUUGACAAUUAUGACAAAAUAAGAGCCAUCCUUUUGUACAUUUUUGUAGAGAAUGGAACCUCCCAGGAGAACCUUGAUCGGCUGAUCACACAUGCAAAAAUUGAAGGUGGGGGAGAUGUUUUGAAGAACUGGAAGUACCUCGGAGUUCCUAUUGUCCCUAAGUCAUCGCAGCGUAAACCAACAAGGAGAGACCGAUCAAAGGAGGAGACAUUUCAGUUGUCGCGCUGGACUCCUGUAAUAAAGGAUGUUAUUGAGGACACUAUGGAGAAUAAGUUGGACUCCAAAGAGUGGCCAUAUUGUUCUGAGUGUCCAGCAGUAUGGAAUGGAUCUGGGGCAGUGAGUGCCAGGCAAAAACAUAACACAAUAUCUCGGGACGAAAGGAAGAACGUGUCUAGGCUUAUUAUUUUUGUAAUCGGAGGGAUAACCUACUCUGAAAUACGUUGCGCUUAUGAAGUGUCACAGGCCAACAAGUUUGUCCAAGUCAUAAUAGGUUCAACUCAUAUUAUUACUCCUAAAACAAUGCUGGAUGAUAUAAAGAAUCUCACUAAAGAAACUGUUUAGUGCUGGAUGAUAUAAAGAAUCUCACUAAAGAAACUGUUAUCCCAACAAAUGACUAACGGACAUCUCAUGUGUAUUUUAUUAUUUAAAGGACCAGUAACAUCAAAAAUGUUAACAAAAAAAUUUGUUAGAAUACAACGGAAAAAAAACACCAAGACAAAUGUAAAAUUGAAUA